Messenger RNA from Electrophorus electricus (electric eel), 2696 nucleotides. The record is from RefSeq and is a predicted model, not a curated record. NCBI's taxonomy places the organism in Eukaryota, Metazoa, Chordata, Actinopteri, Gymnotiformes, Gymnotidae.
AUGGCCGCAGUGUUUGACCUGAGCGGCGCGCAGUAGAGGCCUGGCGACGCCGACACCAUGGCAGGCAGAGCGGGCAAGCAGGGUCGGUCUGGCGGCGGGAACAGAAGAGGCGGCGCAGAGCAGGACGAAGAGGAGCAGCCGCUCCAAGCUGUCCUCAUCGCGGACAGCUUCAACAGGCGGUUCUUCCCCAUCUCGAAGGACCAGCCGAGGGCUCUUCUACCCCUGGCCAACGUCUCCAUGAUCGACUACACUUUAGAGUUCCUGACAUCCACUGGAGUGCAAGAGACGUUUGUCUUCUGCUGCUGGAUGUCCCACAAGAUAAAAGAUCACUUGUUAAAGUCCAAAUGGUGCCGCCCCACGUCUCCCAACACGGUCCACAUUAUCACCUCUGACCUCUACCGUUCCCUCGGAGAUGUCCUGAGGGACGUGGAUGCCAAGUCUUUGGUUCGUUCUGAUUUCGUCCUGGUGUAUGGGGAUGUGGUGUCUAACAUCGACCUUUCUCAGCCACUACAGGAGCACAAGCUCCGCCGCAAGCUGGAGAAGAACGUCUCGGUGAUGACAAUGAUCUUCACAGAGUCCUCUCCAGGCCACAGGACACGCUGUGACGAGGAUGAUGUCAUCGUUGCCGUGGACAGCAAGAGCAAACGUGUGCUUCACUACGAGAGGACGCAGGGUCUGAAGAAACUUCAGUUCCCAAUGAAUAUUUUCCACAGUGGCAGCAACGAGUUUGAAAUCCGUCACGAUCUGCUGGACUGUCAUGUCAGCAUCUGUUCCCCACAGGUAGCUGAACUGUUCACGGACAAUUUUGACUACCAGACCAGGAAUGACUUUGUUCGUGGGAUCUUGGUCAACGAGGAGAUUCUAGGGAACCAGAUUCACAUGUACGUGAGCCAGGACGGCUACGGGGCCCGCAUCUCCAACCUGCUCAUGUAUGACGCUGUGUCUUCGGACCUGAUUCGCCGCUGGGUGUAUCCCAUCACCCCCGAGGCCAACUUUGCUGAUGAGGAAGGGCGGAGCUGUACCCACUCCCGUCACAACGUGUACCGCGAGCUGGGCGUCGGCCUCGGGCACGGCAGCCUGAUGGAGGAGAAUGUGCUGAUUGGCCAGUUUACACUGAUUGGUGCCAACUGCAGUAUAUCCAACACCGUCAUUGGGGCCAACUGCGUCAUCGGUGACGGGGUGGUGUUGGACCGAGCAUACAUAUGGAACAACGUCCACAUCGCCAACGACGUGACCAUUCGUCAGUCGCUCAUUUGCGAUGGUGUGAGGGUGAAGCAGGGUGUUACGCUGAAUGAACAGUGCGUGCUCGCUUACAAUGUUGUAGUGGGGCCCAACAUAUCUCUGCCAGAGGGCACCGUUGUGUCCAUGCACCACCCAGACGAGGAAGAUGAAGAUGACGAAGACGAGUUCUUGAGCGACGACAAUGACGUCGCGCUUAUUAAAGACAAGACCAAGCAGAAAGCAUUCAGCCCUGCUGAGGUGGGCUUGGAGGGGCGAGGUUACCUGUGGAAGACCAGCAGCCUCGACGACACCGAGGAGGAGGAGCUAGUGCAGUGCAUUUGGGGGCUUGUGCUGAAGCCCGACCCCGAUAGUGAGAGCGAGAGCGAGGACAGCCAAGGGUCACAUGACCCUGGGAGUCGCACAGAGUCACCUGAGCUGGAUGAUGUCCGAGUGUUUCAGAACGAGGUGCACGGCACCCUCCAGAGAGGCUUGGAUGAGAACAUCGGCUUUGAUAAUCUGGUUCUUGAAAUCAACUCACUGAAGUAUGUCAAUCUCACGUGUCGUGUCCCUGAAAUCUGUUUUAAACUGUACGCCUACAACAUCACCCUGAAGGAGGUGACGCAGGUCCUUACCAGAGUGGUGCUCGAGUUCCCCUUCCAGCAGCAAGGAGCUCACAUCAGCACUGCCCAGUACUCCACCCUUCUUCUCCCUCUCCUGAAGACAUGGGCUCCUGUCUUUAAGAACUAUGUGAAGCGAGUGCAGGACCACGCCGACUGCCUGGCCUCCCUGGAGGAGGUGUUCCUGGAGCAUGAGUCCCACUGGCCUGCGCUGGUCAAGGUGCUGAUGUGUAUGUAUCAGUUGGAUAUCCUGGAGGAGGACGCCAUCAUGCGCUGGUUCUCCCAGAUUACCAUGGCAGACAAGAGCCGGCAGCUGCGCAAAAACCAGGGGCUGCUAAAGUUCAUCCAGUGGCUGGAGGAGGCUGAGGAAUCAUCCGAGGGAGAGGAGUGAGGAAUGUUGAAGAGUGAGAGGGUGUGCAGGAGGAGAGGGGUGAGGGGGUGUCACCUGGGCUCAGAUAUCUCUGCUCCACACGCUACACCCCCUGCAGCACACACCUUGACAUCUCCCUAACAAUGAGGAGCCACACAGAGUGUCCAAAAAUACCGCCUCCAUAAUCGCCGCUACCGCAUUCCCAUGGGGAAACACGUCCUCGCCUGUGUCCCCAGGGCCCUCUGCUCCCAGCCCGGGCUCCCACAGGGAGAACGUGCCUGCACCAAUGGACCUGCUUAGACCUCUUACUGUUUAGAAAACUCAGCUCUUGAGAAUGGGCAGGCUUGGGCGUGUGACAGGGUAGGAUUUGGCUUUGUUUUUUGACAGGUUUGGAAUAUGAUGUUAGCCUGUACACCAGUGGUUAUUUUUGAUGGCUGUAAAACAUAUUUAAAGACUGAAAUUAAAAACAUAAUGACAUUGGUUUUUAA